GCCCAUUGAGGAGCUGCCGGGGCCGCUGCGGGCGGGGAAGGGGCAGCCGCGCCGGGGCAGCCCCGCGCCGCGGACACGCUAAUUGGAUUCCAUUCACCCGGGGCGGAGGAAAAGGGCUCGGGCUGCAGCGGCGAUUAGGCAGGUUCAUUCAGGGAUUCAUUGAUAAAAAAAAAAAAAAAAGAAGAGAGGGCAGGCUGACUGCGCGCACACAUAUACACACGCACACACGCCGGGAGCGGGGCUGCUUCUCCCUCCCCGUGGCUCCACCGCCGCCCGGCGCGGGGGAGGUGUCGCGGGGGGGCUGCGUGAUUCAUUUUCCUGGGGCGGAGGGGGAUAAGUUGUGCCGAGUUGGAAGGGGGACAGCCCGCCCUCCUUCCCAGCCAGCCGCAUGCCCUUGUGAGAGAGAGAGAGAGGGGCGCUUCCAGAGCACGGCUCCGCUUCCCCCCCCAGUCCUUCCUCAUGCUCAUAGAUACGUUCAGACCCGUCCCUUUCGCGUCGGAAAUGGCGAUUAGUAAAUCCGUGGCGUGGCUGAACGAGCAGCUGGAGAUGGGCAACGAGCGGCUGCUGCUGAUGGACUGCCGGCCCCAGGAGUUGUACGAGUCGUCCCACAUCGAAUCGGCCAUCAACGUGGCCAUCCCAGGCAUCAUGCUGCGGCGGCUGCAGAAGGGCAACCUGCCCCUGCGCUCCCUGGUCUCCAGCAGCAGCGAGGAGGACCGCGAGCGCUUCGCCCGCCGGUGCGGCACCGACACGGUGGUGCUGUACGACGAGCACAGCCGCGACUGGAACGAGAACACGGGCGGCGAGUCCGUGCUGGGGCUGCUCCUCAAGCGCCUCAAAGACGAAGGCUGCAAGGCGUUUUAUCUGGAAGGUGGUUUCAGCAAGUUCCAGGCCGAGUUCGCCCUCCACUGCGAAACUAACCUAGACAGUUCGUGUAGCAGCAGCUCUCCUCCUUUGCCAGUCCUGGGCUUGGGAGGCCUUCGAAUCAGCUCCGAUUCCUCAUCAGACAUUGAAUCUGACAUUGACAGAGACCCCAAUAGUGCCACUGACUCCGAUGGCAGCCCUCUCUCCAACAACCAGCCUUCCUUCCCGGUGGAGAUUUUACCCUACCUCUACUUAGGCUGUGCCAAGGACUCCACUAAUCUGGACGUUUUAGAAGAGUUUGGCAUUAAAUACAUCUUGAACGUUACCCCCAACCUGCCUAAUCUCUUUGAAAACGCCGGCGAAUUCAAGUACAAGCAGAUCCCGAUCUCAGACCACUGGAGCCAAAAUCUGUCUCAGUUCUUUCCCGAGGCCAUCUCCUUUAUAGAUGAAGCACGGGGGAAGAACUGUGGCGUCCUGGUGCAUUGCUUAGCAGGGAUCAGCCGCUCGGUCACAGUGACAGUGGCCUACCUCAUGCAGAAGCUCAACUUGUCCAUGAACGACGCCUACGAUAUCGUCAAGAUGAAGAAGUCAAACAUUUCGCCCAACUUCAACUUCAUGGGUCAGUUGCUGGACUUUGAGCGGACUCUGGGGCUAAGCAGCCCCUGUGACAAUAGAGUGCCCAACCAGCAGCUAUACUUCACCACUCCUUCCAACCAGAACGUCUUCCAGGUGGAUUCUCUGCAGUCCACGUGAGCUCCUACCGCCUCCCUUCUCCUGUCCGUUUCAUGGGAUCACUCCUCAAUGGCAUCUCUUUGGCAGUGAUAAAGAAAGACGCAGCUUUCUCAUUUUCUGGCCUCUGCUGUUGAAAAGCAGCUGCCAGUGCAGUCUGGGAAAGGUUACACAGGAUGGAAUCGGCUAUUGUGAAGGGAGGGAACGUGGUGACCAGAUGGCAAGUGGGCAAGUGCGCUCAGUUCUGCUGUGACUGGGUCCGAGGACUUCCAUGGGGGUAGGGCAAGGCUGGACAGGCUGAGCACGUGUUCUCUAGAGACUGGAACUGUCCUGCUCCCCUCUCUGGUUUCGGAUCUGUGACACAUCUUUGUCUUCAGUGAAGACUCGUUAUUUUUGUUUGUUUGUUUGUUUUAAUUUAGAGGAGCCAAAGAAAGAGAUUUCAGCUUAGUGUUGGGAGUACUUGUUUGCCAAGAGCUUGGUAGUGUUCUGCUUGAUCAAUGUAAAUAUUUAAUCUUAAAUUGAUUUGCAAUUUUUGAGUUCACAUGUAUUCAAGAAAUCAAUCCAAGGGACAUCAGUAUUUUUUUCUCUUCAUAAAUUCUGCUUUGGUUUUUGUUUUCUCUUUUUUUUUUUUUUUUUUUUUAAUUGCAAAGGAUGUAUUUGCAGCAUGCUUAAAUUUUAUUGUUCAACUGAAGCAAGAUUUCCAUGAGGGAGAAAUGGCAAUGGUAAGAAGUUUGCAAAUCAAGUUUUGUGAGCAAGUACAGUCUCUUCUUUCAUAUAUCUUUUUUCCUUGUGGUGAUUUUUUUUUUCCUCACGAUCUUAAUGUAGUUUCCACAUGAUAUAUAUAUAUAUUUUAAAUUAAAUUAAUUUCUUGCCUUACCUUUUGUAAAUACGUCAUCUGGGAGGAGGUUUGUCUUUGAACACAGAAGAUUUUUGAUCACUUUUUAAAAACUUUCAGAUGUGCUAAACAGUGCAUUACCUCUGUACAAAUUCUUCAGGGAGCUUCACCUCAAAUGCAAUAUUUUGCGUCUUUUUUUUGUAUAAAACUGGAAGUAUGUGUGAGCAUUUGUACCUGUGUACGCACAGUGAACCUGCACAUGGUUGCCAAUAAGGGAGAGUCUAAUUCACAGUGUAAAAGUUUUAAGAUGGAAUUUAUUAUAAGAAUGUAAAACCUUAAAUUAUUAAUAAAUAACUAUUUUUGGCUAUUGAGAACCUGGCUGUUUUAUUCCCCCUUUCCCCUCUGUGUGGGUGUGGUUAAUUGCACAUACACAUAUGGUUAUG
Messenger RNA from Cuculus canorus (common cuckoo), 2868 nucleotides. RefSeq names its product dual specificity phosphatase 6 (gene DUSP6). The coding region runs from base 460 to 1614 and encodes 384 amino acids. NCBI's taxonomy places the organism in Eukaryota, Metazoa, Chordata, Aves, Cuculiformes, Cuculidae. The transcript is spliced from 3 exons. Gene Ontology annotation, cellular component: cytosol; cytoplasm. The record is from RefSeq and is a predicted model, not a curated record. Gene Ontology annotation, molecular function: MAP kinase tyrosine/serine/threonine phosphatase activity; protein tyrosine/threonine phosphatase activity. Gene Ontology annotation, biological process: negative regulation of ERK1 and ERK2 cascade; protein dephosphorylation; positive regulation of apoptotic process.